AUGGAGCAACAGCAGCCGUCUACUUCAUACCAGCCACCGGUUAGUUUUUUUAUUUUUUUUCAUUGCUUGUUACAAAAAAAGAGAUAAUUUUUUUCAUUAAAAUUGAAGAAAAUAAAAUAUUAAACUGAAGAUAAUCUUCCAGGGAAGCAGUCAGCAGUACGCCGACAACGUUCCUGGUGAUGGAUAUCAGAAUUAUCCGAACAAUAUUCCUAACGAACAGCAGGGAAUGCCCAAAUAUCCAUAUCAAACGGGCGCCGAGUCGGUGGUGAAUAUUUUUUUUGUGAUUUUCCUCAUUUUUAAUGAAAAUUUCCGAAUGAGUGUACCCUAGAAAGCUGGGUGAAUUGUGUUUAAGAUCCUCGUGAUUCCAGAAAAAAAAACAACUUUGUCCUAUACUUAUUGUUUUCGUGUUGAGAUGCUUCAAAAGCUUAAAAAUUCCUUUUUGGCAUGAUUUCCAUGCUUCAAACCUUGAAGCUUCAUUAUUCGUGUAAUUUGCAGAUUUGAUGACUUAUAAAUCGAAAAAAAGCCCCCGAGAAAUUUUUCCUCUUGUUUCGUGAUCAAGAGCAGUCGAAGCUUUGCAAAAAUCAUAACUAGGCCCAAAUUUUUUUUUGAGAAAAAUAAUUCCUUUUCUGUUACCAGAGGGACAAGAUCUUGAUACCCUCCCAAAAUGAGCGUUAUUUGAAACACUAAAAUUUCCGACUUUUGAGAGUCCCUAACUUUUUCCAUAAACGUAUUGGGCUACUUCUGAGACAAGAUUUGAAUUCACCGUGAAAGACUACACCUAGAAAACCUAGUCUUAUUCAGAAGUCCCACUGUUCAGAUAAACUCUGACAAGUUAGAUCAAAAAUUCAACCAAAAAAAAAAAAUGUGUCCUCCAAUUUUUGUUUUUCCUGCAGCAAUACCGCAAAACUCGCGCAAAGGUCUCGCGAUUGAACCGGAACUUGUCCCCUGGACCGAUCAAAAAUCCAAAAACGCCGACGACCGUUUCGCCGGUAAAGGAGAAAAAUGACAAGGAACUCCACAAGUGGUUCUGGGAGAUGCAGCGACACAAGAUGGAGAACAUGGAUGAGGUGAUCAAUUCGCUUUUUUUCUCUUCGAAACGGAUUACCAACCCCUAUAGGGGCCACUAAGGCUUGCGAAAGUGUUCCCUAUAUGGAGCAUGCAAAACGAUACAUUUUAUGUACUCCAUGAGAAGAAACAUUUCCAUGCUAAACAAUAAUAUGCUUUUUUUAAAUGAAGUUGAAAGAACCCUAUAGGGAACACUCAAGCUUCAAUAGCUAAUUAGGGACCACUAUAGGGACCAUUUUUUCGGCAACUUUGUGGGCUGUUUUUCGUUCUAACCCUAUGGAGACCACUAUGGAAUUCCUAAGUAUGGAAAAAAAAGAAAGUUCGUUUUAGGACUCGAUUCGACAUCAUUGUCGCCACAUGAACCUUCCGAUGGCGCGCGUGAAAAAAAUCAUGAAGCUCGACGACGAAGUCAAGGGAUUGGUCAGUUUAAUAUUCAUGACUCAGGCGGAUCCGGGUUUUCCUGGUCACAUUUAGAAACAUUUCAGAAGCUUGGAGAUAUUUUUUGAAGGUUAGAGAAGUCUCAUAAGAACUCAGAAGGUUCUAUAUUAAUAUGAUUUAGAAGGAAUAAUGUGAAAUAUUCUGGAAGUCGCGUAUGAAUUCUUGAACUGUACAGAAGGAUCUCUAUAAUGGACUAGAAGGACUUAUCAAAAAAGAAACGUAGAAGCAAUUAGGCUAGAACAUAAAACUCAAUCCUGCCUCAGAUUUGAGAAAAGUGAGUUUUUGCAGAUGAUCGCCUCGGACGCGCCGGUUUUCAUGUCGGCCGCCUCCGAGAUGUUCGUCCAGGAAAUGACCAUGUUGGGCUGGCAAGUGGUGGAUGAGGGUCGUCGCAAAACUAUGCAAAAAGUUCUUUUUUUACUUUUUCUGUUCGGAAAAUUCCAAAGAAAGGAUCAAAGUUGCACGGGGAAUGGCUGAAGUUCUUUUAAAUAAAAAGAGCCGAUUUGAAAAUCUGCAGAUUUCUAAAAAAGAACAUGCUAAAAUGCGAUUUCAAAAAAAAAAUGCCCUUACCCCUGUUUUGAAUAACAUAAGUAUUUUCCUGCUUCAAAAAAAAAAUUCCAGGCUGAUUUGGUCUCGGCCGUCCACAAAAACGAACAAUUUGAUUUCCUGGUCGACCUCCUGCCCGCUGACGCCAAUAAAGUUGGUUUUUUCUGAAUAUUAUCACGAUUAUCGAAUGGUUUUUCAGCAAUCAAAUGGCGUGACUGUGGCCAAUUUGCCGCAAACCGGAAUCACCGACGAUGGACAACAGAUUCAGUAAUUUUUUGGCGGUUUUAUCGAAGAAAAAAUACUGAUUUUGAGAAGCAAUAAUUGGAAAGAAGCAGCAAUCUAUGAGGGGAAAAAAAUUCAGGGAUUUUUGGUCAUUUUUUUCGAAGGAAAAAAAGUCCAUUUUGAAGUAAAAAGUAAUUUUUUUGCUCAUUGUUCGAGCGGAAUAAUGAAGAAUUGAAGAAGAAAAAUUCAGUAAUUUUUUUGGUGUUUUUUUGGAGAAAAAAGUGAUUUUUGGUCGUUUUUUGAGGGGAAAAGUUGAUUUUCGUACGUUUAUGUGAUUUUUUUGAGUCUUGAUAAUUAUUUCUAAAGAAAAAAAUGGCGAUCCAAAAAUACCUUAAAAAAAUUCACUUUUUCAUAAUUUUCAAAAAUUCCCUUCAAGUUUCAAACGUUUUUUUACGACAUUUUUUUCGCAGAUACUCACUAAAAACUAAUAUAGCGAAUUUUAUUGAAACGCUUUAGAUUCUACAAAUAGGGGGCUUUUGGAAAUUCGAACUGGAAAGUUUUUUUUAUUGGUUUCAAGAGGAAAAUGGCCUUUUUUGAUGGUUCCACAACUUUUUCUAAAGAUAUUUGAAAAUUUUCCUGAUUAACCAUGCUUUUCUUUGUAGAUAUGUGAUUGCGGAUCCUUCAAUCGUGACGGGAAAUCAUGUCUAUCAGCUCGACGAUGGUCAAUACGUUCAAGCGACCCCCAUCGGCAACCCGAUUCCCUUAGGUUUGUUGAUGAAAAUUGAAAGUUGAGCUUGGAAAUGUAGCUUUUGAGCAUUUUUCUUGUUAGAAAUCGUGUAUUGAGCUUAAAAUGAAGAUUCCCUGGAAAUUUUCUAGUUAAAAAUUCAUAAUUUAGCUUUAGAUGAAGCUCUGGAAUGCUUUGGAAAAAAACAAAUAACUACUCUCAGAUUCUAAGAUUUACCUUAUUAAAAAAAUCCGGAAUUAAGCUUGCAAAAAUGUAUGAUUCGAUUUGAAAAAUCAUGUUUUUUUCAGGGAAGAUUUGAAAAACUUUGGUCAAAAAUACUCUGAAAAAGCUCAAAAGCUUAGCUUUCAUUCAAGAAAAACGUAGUUUUCAGGAUUUUUUUCCCUCUAAAAAAAUUACAAAAUUUACUUCAAAACCAAGCUUCGAUUGAAAAAAACAAUAUUUCACGUUCGAGAAGUGGGUCCCCUCUAGGGAACCACUUAACCAACCCCUGUAUGGGCCCCUAAAGUUUGCACAAGUGAUCCCUAUAGGGGUUUUAGUGGCGCCUUGAGGGGGCCUGCUAGUCGAUAAUUCUUAUGAACUCUAAGCGAAGAAGAAUUUCCAUGCGAAAAAUUACAUAAAUAAGCGUUUUGAAGGAAGUUGGAAGACCCCUAUAGGGACCACUCGAGCUUUAGGCGCUAAGGGGUCAGAUCCUAAAUUCCUAUAGGGACCACCUUGGUUUUAGCCCUAUAGGGACCACUUUUUCGGUUCAUAUAGGGGCUCUUUUUUCCUACCCCCGAUAGGGACCACUCUAAAAAUCCUAAGUCUGUAAAAACUAUAUUUUUCCACGAUGGAAACCGAAAUUUCAGCAUGAAAUUGAAGAUUUUAUGAUGAAUUUUCUUGAAGUUAAUCGAAAGUUCAUUUUGGAAACCGAUUUUCGAUCAUUCUAUAGAUCAUAUUUUUCCAGGGGCCGAAGGAUCGGAGGUACACGAACUUCCUCCAGGUAUGCAGUUGAUCCAGGUGACGGACGAAGGUGUCUUCGUUGCUCCCACCGAUCAAAUGAAUUGAUUAAUUAAUGAUUUGUACUUUUUAAUUGUGUUCUUGCUUCACUUCCUCACGAUAAACUAAUUUUUUUGGGAUUUUCCGGUGGAUCUGUCUGGUUAUUGGCUCGUUGCCAAGUAUGUUUGUGAUUGGUUUUGAUAUUUUUUGAAAUUUUCGAUUAUUUGUUUUAAUAGAAAUGAAUCUUUUAUCACAGAGUGAAAUUGAGUUGAUUCUUCGAAAAUUGAAAGUUAAAAACAGAAAUUUGUUUGAGUUUAAGCUCGAAACUUGGAGAGUUAGAGAGCGUUCAAAAAUGAGAGGUUUUUUUUCUCUGAACGCCCUCUUGUUUCCCAGUACUCUCUAACUUAGAAGAUUCGAAAGUAAACUCAAGCAUUGAAAUUUUUUUCGGAUACUUCCUCGGAAACGUCAGAGCGGUCCCUAUAGGGGAUAGGCGGAAAAACAACCGAAAAAGUGGUCCCUAAAGGGGUAAAGUUCAGGUCGCUCCUAUAGGGGUUCAGGGUCUGAUCCAUAACUCCCUCUAAGUGCAAGUGGUCCAUUUAGGGGUCUUCAAUUUUUUUGAUGUUCCGCUUUAAAAGUAAAAAAAACGUAUAGGAACCCUAGAGUGGCCACUUUUGCAAGCUUGAGAGCUCCCUAUAGGGGGAGGUACAGAGGGGAACCUUCAAGUGCACCUAAGGUUAUUACUAGGGCGUUUCUGAGUUUAGAAUUUUCAUUUUAGGUUCCAUCAAAAAGACCCUAUUCGCUUUCAGAAUGUGGCAAUCAAAGGAAGAAGUGGAAAAAGCGCGAUCGCAACGACAGAAAUUGAAACGGAAAUCCCUGGCGACGGCGUCCUGAAGCCGACGUCGUCGCCAUGUUCACGCACAACAAACCGUUGGCCUUGGAGAAGAUCACUUUGAUCCGUCACGACAACGACGACAACCGCACAGCCCCACUCUACAGUGUGAAACAGGAGGUGUGGCUUGGAAAUGGCCUGAAAAAAGCCUGUUAUUUUAACGUCAAGUCGUAGCUAAGCUCCGCCCCUGAUUUCGUAAUGAACCAAUCAGAGAGCGAGCCAUCCACAGAGCUUUUUCGAAUGACGUCAUUGUUCUUGACAUUCAAAACCUGACAGACUUUAGUGCGUUCCGCUCGAGAAAGUCAUUGUUUAAAAACACAGUCCAAAAAAAGCUACCGUAACACAAAGAUUUUUUCUGCACGGUUACUCUACGAAACUAGAUAAUAGACCGAAAUAAACUGAAGGAAAGCGAACUUGAGCUUCGAAAGUUUCUUUUAUUUCGAAAAACUUCAUAAACGACUAAAAACAGCCUCGCUUCUAGGCCUCUGACCGUGUCGUGGAACUGGGCCAGGAGGUCAACUGUAUAGAAGAAGGAUUCGACUUUGCCAUCGCGAUCGUCGAUAAAGAGACCGGAGAGGUGACGAUGAAGCCGGCGAGAGUUUAUCAGUUCGAGGGACGGAGUGCCGAGGACGCCAGUGAUCUCACCAUGCCAAAGUUUGAUCCAGUUCAUCAUGUUUUCAUUUUUAGGAGUGAUAAGUUAUCUUCUAUAGACUUGAAGUUCAGUUUUCUAGGAGUAGAAAAUGGCAAAUUUUAAUCUAGAAGCCUUUCCCUUUUAAAAAUGGUAACGGAAAGAAGGGAAUGAAAAAAAAGGGAACUUCAAAAUUACUUCAAUGGGUUUUUUUUUGACACGGAAAUUGGUUCUUUUUUUUGUAAAUCUUCUUAUGUACAGUACCGUGCAGUAAGAUAUACAAUUUCACUUUUUUUCGUCAUACCAGGAAUUUUCCUAUUACCGUCAAACUUUCUACAGCUGUUUCAUAUGGGUCCAGUUCCCAAAAAAAUUAGUAGCUCAAUUUUCUAGUAAGUUGCAGCCUGAGACCUGAAAUCAACGAAAUCUCCAAAACUGAAAAAUUGGUCGAUUCACGCUAGGAAACAGUUUUUGAACCCAUUUUUAUGGUUCAACGAAAGCUUUAAAGUUCAUUGUACCAUCUCUUGCUCAACUCUAAAUCUAGUACCCAGAAUAAAAAAAAGCUCCAAGUUCAGACGACCCUGAUUUUUGGGAUUUUCGGAUUAUCGAGUUUUUCACAAAUUUUCUGAUGGAUUUCUACUCUUGAACUUUAUUAAUGAAGCUUUCAAGCCUUGUAUAAGUUCAGUUAAAACAGGAAUAUUUUUGGCCAGACCUUCAAAAACUGCGGAAGGAAAUUUCGAACAGACCAUAAAAUUCUGAGAAAAAAAAAUUUUUUUCAAGAUUUUUCGUACGAAUUUUUUUCUUCUUCACGAAGAGUGUUGAAAAGAAGACUAAUCCUGAAAUCCAGGAGGAAGUUGCCGACCAACUACGACAAGGACUAUUCGAUAAAAUCGGACAAAUGGGCGGAGAAACGACGACAACUCACCGAAAACUUUGGUUCGACGAAAAAACUUAAAAUCCAGGAGGCCGUCGUCCGCCGAACCAUCAAGACGGUUUUCGAUUGUUCAGGGAUUCAUCAAAUGAAGUUCUCUGUUUCAGGAAACUCUUGAUGAGAUGCGAAAGACGGCGUUCGCCUCCAAUUCCAACAUCAAGGACGAGGACAUCAAAGUCGACCAGAUCUCCUUGAUCAAUAAGGUUUUUCGAGGGGUUUUUGAAAAUAGCCUCGAAAAAUGAGCUAUUUAUAGAAAAACUAUUCAUUUGACAGAAGAUAGCCUUGAGUUAUAACUAGAAGAAGUGCGAAAUAGCCUUUCCAAAGACAAAUUUUAGGCGGAACAGUUGUUUUGCGACCAUUCUCGAGCCUUUUUGGGACCUUGAUCUCAGAAUUUCGGUCUUAAUUUUAUUGAAAAAUAUUCGUUAGUUGAAUAAUUUAAUCUUAGAUACUUCAUUUCCCUUUUUUAUUUUUUUUUUAAAGUGCUUUCAUUUCAUUUGUCUGUGGUAACCUUCAGAAAGAUUAGAGACUUCAGGAAGAUUAGAAAAUUUUUCUCAAUUUUACGAAAAAUAUUCGUUUUAAAAUCCUCUCAUAAUGGAUUUUUUGUUGGCGUUUUCUACCUCUUUCCUUGAAAAUGAAUUAUUUUUUUCUCAUCUGACUUUUCAGGCCGUCAGUUCGAUCCUUCCGCCGGCCGUCCAGGCGGAACUGGCCAGAGAUAUCUAUCCUUUGUCCACGUUUAUCAGUGAUGAGGAAAUCGAAAUUGUUUCUGACGACGCUUUGGAAUUGUUCAAGGACAAGAAAAAGAAGGAGUUGCUCGCCGCAGGUGGGACAUUUGCUGAGAAAAUUGAAAAAUAUCAUAGUUUUGAGUUGUGGAAUUUCGAUUGGUUGGUCAUUUUUAGAAAUCCCGAACUUUAAAGUUUUUGAUGCACAGAGAAAGUCCAAACGACUUUAAAAGACCUUAAGAAGGAGAGCCUAAAGCUCCUUUUUAAGUUUCUUAAAAAGGUGUCAAAACGUUUCUUGGAAUCUUCUUUUUCCCACCUUUUUACCGCCUUUUUUUUGAAACCUCCUUAAAAGGUCUAGAAAGAGAAGGCGACUUUGAGACCUUUUUAAGUCCUUUUUUCCAAAGGUUCUUUUUGAGACCUUUUGGAAUUUGCCUUUGUGAAUACCUCAUUCUUUAAGGAAGCGAGACAGUUUUUUUUUCACAUUUUACAAGAACUGGGCGGAAUUUUCUAGCGACUUUUUCAAGCGUUUAUUAUAAUCUUGGCUUCAAAUUUUUGAAAAAUGCAUUUUUGUCGAUUUUCUAGUGAUUUAAUAAUCGAGCGCUUAAAAAAAUAAUAAUUCAAAGAAAUAUCAGAUUUUCCUCCAAAUUGCUCAAAAGUUUCGUUGAUUCCAAUCGAAUUCCUAAAUAGAUGAGUUUUUUGAUACGUUUUUUCAAGUUUUUAGGAGUUCCGGAAGUUAUCAUCCCGAUUUUGUCAAAUCAACAAGACACCAAAAGAGCCGCUGGCUAUUAUUUGCUCUCUACGAUGGCUGAAUUGCUCAAGGUUGCUCUUUUUGCGUUCAAAUUCGGGAUAAUUAUGGAGAAAUUCGAAAAAAAAAGGUUUCUCUCAUAGUCAUCUCCAAGUGACCAAGGUACGAUGUUUUCUGUCAAACGAGGGCUGAAUGAAAAGGUAUUUUCUUAUCGUAUAUGAUAAGUAAAAUCACCGAAAAGGAAAGUUGGAGAAUGAAAUUGUUCUCCUUCAGAAAGAUUCGACACUAUUCAUGAAUUGACUUUUUCAUUAAACUAUACUUCAAAUCGUUUUUAUCGAUAAAAAAAUAAGCAAAUGCAUCAGGAAAGCUAGUUCAAACUGUUCAAUUUUUUUCGAUCUUUUCCGUUGAACUAGUUCGAUUUUUUUAAAAAAAUCUAAAAAAAUUAAUAAUAAGUUGAUUUUUUUAGGCUAUGGGAAAAGCAAGGCACGAUCUCGAGAAAAGAACUGAACGAACUGAAAAUGUCGAGCCUUCUGAGGCAGAAAAUCCAAACCGAAUUCUUCUUGGGUACUUUUUUCAAUUACUUUCGCAGAUUUUUUCACUAGAAUAUUUCGUCACAGUCGUGACUUUUUUUUCACGAAAUCUUCAAUUUUAUAUUUGUUAUUAUUAUUUUGUUAGAUUUCAGUUAGAUAGAUUGUUAGAUUUUUGUUUGAUGGAUUAUCGAUUAUUCAGAAUCGGAGUUCAACCGUGGUCUCAAUGGAAAAGGUCCUGAAAGAAUUCGUUUGGCCAAAGCUGAACGGGAUCGAUUUGUUUCAUAUACGUUGGCCUUGGCUCUUCAUCUUGGUUCGUUUCUGUACUUUAGAAGAUAUUCAUGAAGGGUGAAAAAAAGAGUGACUUCAGAAAUAUCCUUUCUAUGAACAAAGCAAAUUUCAUCGGCUUUGAAAGCACCAUUUUUGUUGCCUAGGACCCAAUUUCUAACGAGUUUCCCCCUAAAGAUUCCCAGGAUUUAUGCGUAGGCUGAAUGAAAGAUACUCUAAACUGCCUGUUUUCGAGCUUCUCGCGGGUAGCUUGUCCAACAUUCUACAUCGACCGAACCGUAGAAUUCUUCCUUUUGAUGCGCGUCUCUUGCAUUUCUGCAUGCGCCUUUAAUAUGACAAACAUAUUCAGGCAGAAAUGAAAAGCCAAUGUAUCGCCAAUCGUCUAAAAUUAGCUCUGUAAACGAGUGAAAUAUCCGUGGCUCUAUAUAUAUGUUGAAAUGAAGCCAGCUUUUAAGCGUGGAGAAUGAUGUGCGAUAGAGCGCACAAGCCAGAUAUCUAUCUAGAUUUGAGGAUUUUGUUUUCUUUUUCAGCCCCCGGUCAUCUGAUUCCCAUCACAGGCUGGCAAAUGGCGCUCAACUAUCCGCCGUCAAAACUCGAAAAGGUUCAUUUUUUUUCAUUAUGAAAGUACGAAACAGGAAAAUUAAAUGGAAAUUCAUGGAAAAAAAAAAAAAUACAAGGAGGGAAAGUCAGAAAAUGAUUUUUUUUUUUUGCAGAAAAAGGCCGCAAGUACUCCAAAGCCGUUUAUUCAAUUUAUUUUACUUUAUUGCACCCUUGAAAUUCAAUAUCUUUCUUUAAAAUGUCACACCAAAGAGUUAUUCGACUAUUUUCCAGCUCCUCGAAGGUCUUGGCUGUGACAUUCUGAAGCUGAACACAGAAGACGCCAUGCGGUACAUGUCCCUCAGGGCGGCAAGGCUUCUCCGACCGCCCAGCGCUGAGACAAAACAGCAGCAGAAACUUCGGAGGCGAUAA
Caenorhabditis auriculariae is the source of this 9681-nucleotide messenger RNA. NCBI's taxonomy places the organism in Eukaryota, Metazoa, Nematoda, Chromadorea, Rhabditida, Rhabditidae. The record is from the annotation of a GenBank genome assembly.